AUGAUGAAUAAUAUAAAUUAUUAUAAUCCGAAUUAUUAUUACUAUUAUCCUCCUAAUUAUAACACCAAUUACUACUACCAACCCCUGUAUAAUAAUUACAACUAUAAUAUCAACACUAAUUUCAACACUAAUACUUUCUAUAAUAAUUCCUCUAACAGAAUAGAUAAUAACAAUAGAAGUAACAACUUUACUAAUAAUGGAAGGAACUAUAACAGGAAGACGAUUUGCGAUGUUUGCAAUGUGUAUUUUAACAAUGAAAAGCAGUUGUUGGAUCAUAUAAAUGAUUUACAUAUAACUUGUAACUACGAAAACUGUAACUUCAGCGCCCCUCUAAGUAUUCUGGAAAUACACAAAUUAAAACAUGUAAAAAACGAAGAGGGUAAAACUAUAGACUCCAAGGAUGAAAUUAAAAAGUGGAUCAAUUCUAGGAUUAAGAAUUUCCCAAAACAUAACUCCAGUGAUUCUACAACCAUUGACUUAACUUCCCAGGAAAAUAAAGGAAAAAUUUUCAACUCUCCUUCCAAGGAUAAUAUAAUUAAUAAAGACGGAAUUGUUAGUAAAGAAGAAUUGAACAAUGGUGAAAUUAAUGGAAAAGGGCCUGAGUUGGAAGAAAUGAGUAUACUGGAGAGGUACUUAAGAAGUAAAAUGAAUAAUGGGAGAUUUGAUGAAAGAAAUAGUAAAAAGUCAAUUGUGUUUCCAUAUUUAAAUAAAAUAUAUAAACAACCAAGCGCGUUGGUUAGAUACACAAACCCUGUAAAAUAUGAGCAGAUGUUAAAGAGGCUGGAAUCUGUAAAAUCACCAUACAGUUACAAAUCAUCAAUUUAUGAAAUUAACAAAUUUAAAAACGGCGUUAGGAGAAAUAUUUAUUCCGUUCCUAUUCGUCCCCCAGCGGUUUUGCAGUUGAUUCGUAGUGACGUUGAAAAGUUGGACAAUAGUGUGGUGAAUAUCAUUAAAUAUAUAGUAAACAAUAAUUUUUUAAAUUGA
Molecule: messenger RNA, 984 nt
Organism: Theileria parva strain Muguga
Lineage: Eukaryota; Apicomplexa; Aconoidasida; Piroplasmida; Theileriidae
Product: Zinc-finger of C2H2 type family protein
Exons: 2
Coding region: 1-984 (327 amino acids)
Source: RefSeq, a predicted model, not a curated record